Messenger RNA from Terrapene triunguis (Three-toed box turtle), 2226 nucleotides. Its product is annotated as carnitine O-acetyltransferase-like. Gene Ontology annotation, biological process: carnitine metabolic process, CoA-linked. The transcript is spliced from 13 exons. The annotation marks the transcript as partial. The record is from RefSeq and is a predicted model, not a curated record. Lineage: Eukaryota; Metazoa; Chordata; Testudines; Emydidae. Gene Ontology annotation, molecular function: carnitine O-acetyltransferase activity. Gene Ontology annotation, cellular component: peroxisome.
GGUCUGGGUGGUGCAUUGGUGACCUUCCCGUUGCAGUUACAGCUUUGGGGGCAGCCCCAUGUGCCCAGGGCGGCAGGUGGGCCCGUGGCCCUUGGUGCAUUCGAGCCGUUCUCGUCCCUGCAGGGGCCCCCGUCGCGAUGUCUGGCCUCGUCCUUCCCGCUGCCCCGGCAGCCCGUGCCCCCGCUGGCCCAGACGCUGGAGCGGUACCUGCGCUCGCUGGAGGUGCUGGUCACGCCCGAGGAGCUGGAGGAAACCCGGGAACUGGUGCAGGAGUUCGGGGCGCCCGGCGGGGAGGGGGAACGGCUGCAGGCCCAGCUGGAGCGCAGAGCCGCCCGCAUGGAGAACUGGCUCUCAGAUUGGUGGGUGCAGAGCGCGUAUCUGGAGAGCCGCUUACCCCUCGCCGUCCACUCCAGCCCGGCCGUCGUGCUCCCCAAACAGGACUACAGCGACUGGAGGGGGCAGCUCCGGUUUGCGGCGAAGCUCAUCGCGGGGGUGCUGGAUUUCAAGGCUAAGAUUGAUCAGCAGGCACUGCUGGUGGAGUACCGGGGGGGGCACCCCCAGUGCAUGGCCCAGUACAGCCGCCUCUUCGCCUCCUGCCGCCUGCCCGGCCCCAAGCACGACGGGCUCCUGCUGCCCGUCCCGGGGCGCCGGGCCCCCACCUUCAUCACCGUCGUCCGCAACUUCCAGUUUUUCCAGGUGGAGGUGUACAACAGCGACGGGACCCCCCUCACCGUGGACCAGCUGCACCUGCAGCUGCAGCGCGUCCGGGGGCUGUCGUGGAAGACGGACAAGGAGCCGCUGGGGGUGCUGACGGGGGAUCACCGGCACACCUGGGGCCAGGCCUACAGCACCCUCAUGAGAGACCGGCUAAACCGGGAGUCGGCCCGGUGCAUCCAGCACAGCCUCUUCACCGUCUGCCUCGACGCCCCGGUGCUGAAGGUGUCGGACGAGCGCUACCCCAGCCGCGUCGCCGCCCAGAUGCUGCACGGGGGCGGCAGCUACUCCAACAGCGGCAACCGUUGGUUUGACAAGACCCUGCAGUUCAUCUUGGGGGAGGACGGCGUUUGUGGGGUGCUGUAUGAACAGGCCGUGGCCGACGGGGCCCCCAUAGCAACCAUCAUCGACCAUGUUCUCGAUUACUGCAAGGACCCCGACACGGCGCGCGCCCCCAUGACGCCCCUGCCCCUGCCCCCAAAGCUGUACUUCUACAUCACCCCCGAGAUCCAGUGGGACAUCGAGCGAGCCAAACAGAACCUGGACAUCCUGAUCACAGACCUGGACAUCAGCUGUUUCACCUACCGGGGGUUCGGGCAGGGGCUCCCCAAGCGCUGGGGGCUGCGCCCCGACUCCCUCUUUCAGGUGGCGCUGCAGCUGGCCUACUACAGGACCCACGGCUCGCUCUGCGCCACCAGCGAGGUGGUGUCACUUCGCCGCUUCCACCUGGGCCGGACGGACGCCGUGCGCCCCGCGGCCCCGCCGGUGCUGCGCCUGGCCCGGGCCAUGGACAUGCCCCACGGCCAGGACGAGGAGACGCUGUCCCUGCUGCAGGCGGCGGUGGAAUCUCAGAGCGCCAGGACCGAACAGGUGCUGGCCGGGCAGGGCAUCGACCGGCACCUGCUGGGGCUGAAGCUGGCGGCCAUCGGGGACGGGCAGCGGCUGCCGGGGAUCUUCAUGGACACGGCCUACGCCAUCGCCACGCACUGCCGGCUGCUGACCGGCCAGGUGGCUUCGCGCUCCGACUGCCUGAUGAUCUACGGGCCGCAGGUGCCAGACGGCUACGGGGUCUGCUACAACCCGCUGGACGCCCACGUCAACUUUGCCAUCACAGCCUUCAACUGCUGCCGUGAGACCCACGCCCAGCGCCUGGCCCGGACCCUGCAGCAGGUCCUGGACCAGCUCGCCCGCCUGCUGGGGGAGAGCCCGGGGGGCGCUGACAGGGAGGGGGGCGGGGACGUAGAGGGGCAGCCCUGAUGGCCCCCUGCCUGCCACCACACACUCCAUCUACCCACAAUGCCCCUCUGCAGCACUCCUCGCCCCCUUACCCACAAUCCUCCUGCCCAGAACCCCUCUGCCACCCCCCACCCAACAUCCCCUUCUGUGCCCCCUCGCUCCCUACCCAGAAUCCUCUAUGCGUCCCCUGCCAUCCUACCCAGAAUCCCCUUCUGUGCCCGCUCCCCUCCUUACCCACAAUCCCCUCUGCGCGGGGGGCAGCCCCCCCCCCCCCCC